AUGCAUAGUACGACGCUUAACCGGAGACGAAGCUUUUGCAAGCGGCCUCUGUCGAGGCGUGGGCAGGCGAAGCCGGUCCGGGUUACGAAAUCUUGCUGUGAACGACGACAUCCGAGUCCUCGUCCCCGUCCCUGUUCUCGUCCCGCUCAGUCGACAAUUUGCAGUUGUAUUAUUGAUACGAAGGAGAAUAAUUGGUGGGACGCUGCGGUGCUCUUCCGUCAUAAGGGCUCCGUCUUGCUACGCUUGGUGAAUGCAGAGGAUGCGGAGAAAGUAGUUUGUACCGAGCAAUUGGGCCCCACAGAAGCUAUGAGUUUCAUUGCUUUAGGAUCAAAACUCUAUGCUUUUCGUGGUCCUGGUACAAGUCACUACUUUUGUGAACUUGGUAGUGGGAUAUUAGGAAGAACAGAGACCUCUACAUGUUUCAGAAAGCAGGGGAUCUCUGCUCAGCGAAGCCGUAUCCCAUCGUCUCCGCCUACUGCGCGUUGA
Messenger RNA from Linum trigynum, 486 nucleotides. The record is from the annotation of a GenBank genome assembly. Lineage: Eukaryota; Viridiplantae; Streptophyta; Magnoliopsida; Malpighiales; Linaceae.